Nicotiana attenuata is the source of this 1491-nucleotide messenger RNA. RefSeq names its product F-box/LRR-repeat protein At3g26922-like. The transcript is spliced from 4 exons. Bases 1 to 1491 code for a protein of 496 amino acids. Gene Ontology annotation, molecular function: protein binding. The record is from RefSeq and is a predicted model, not a curated record. Lineage: Eukaryota; Viridiplantae; Streptophyta; Magnoliopsida; Solanales; Solanaceae.
AUGGCGGAAACAGUUGAUGUCAAGGACAGAAUAACAGAGUUGCCUGAGCACAUCAUAUAUCACAUCAUACGCCGGGUUGGCCGCUACAACCUAAAAGAGGCAGCUCGAACUUGUGUCUUGUCCAAGACAUGGAAUCGCCUUUGGACUUUGAGACCUGGCCUGAUGUUCAAUCAGUGCAGCCACAAGAGUUUCAAGUCGUUGGAGAAAUUUGUCAAAUUCGUCGACGAUUCCCUUGAGCCUUAUGUCAAGGAAAACCUAAGCAUCGAUUCAUUCAUCCUUCGGCAGCUUCGUCAUCCAGAAUUGGCUUCGCAUUUAGAUCGAUGGAUGAAGGUGGCAAUUAAACUUAAUGUCAGGGAGCUUGAAAUUAACUCAAGGGCGCUCUACUAUAACGUUCCUGAUACUAUUUAUUCAGGUAAAACGCUGACUAAACUGUCGCUAAGGAGGUGCAAUUUUGAAAUUGAUAAUAGCACCAACAAAUUGCAAAGAUUAAUUAGUACAUGCCCUUUCAUCAGGGAUCUAAAAUUAGAUUGCUGCAGGGGAAUACGAAAUCUGCAUGUUUUUGGCCUAGUAAAUCUAGAAAAAUUAGAGCUAUCGGAGUGUGAAGGACUCGAAAAAGUGCAAAUCCAGGCUCCAAAUCUUGGAAAAUUUGUAUAUGUAGGAAUGCCUUUGUACAAGCAACAGAAGAAACGUGAAGUGGAACUGCUGCCUUGCAAAAUUGAUAUUUUAGAUGGUUAUAAGACACUCGAAAUUCUGAGCUUGGAAGCUAGCACCAUGACGGAUCAACAGUUUGAACAUCAAUGCUCUAAGUUGUCAUCCCUUAAGGAAUUGGAAUUAAGGAGAUGUUAUACAAUGAAAAAUAUAGUGAUUGCGAGUGAAAAGCUCAAGAAAUUUAGUUUAUUACAUUGGAUGAAAUUGGAGCAAGUCAAAAUGCUGACUCCAAAUCUGAUGGAAUUCAAUUUUGUGGGUUGCAACAUGCCAUUCUCAACUAUGAAUCCUUAUAGCCUGGAAGAGGCCGAUCUUGAUUUUCAACUGCCAACUCUAUCUAAAUCUUACUUUGGAGAUGUAGAUACAUUUUGGUACAAUAAUCUUGAGGAUUUCGUUAAGAAAUUCAACUAUUCUAAGGGUCUCAUAUUAGUUAUCCAUUGUGAGAAGAAUAAAAGCAUCCUUAUUUAUGAAGAUGCACGAGAAAUUCUGGUUCCGCCAACUCGAGAACUCCAACUACUUAUUAUUCCUAUGAAAACUCCGACACAUCUUGAAUUGUUCGUGGAUGAUCUAAUGUCCUGGGAUCCCAACAUAAUAUCUAUAGUACCAUGUACUGACAGCAAAAUACUCCAGGCGUUGCAGCAGAAUGUAACAGGAAACGUAGAGACGGAUAAUGGUGAACCUAAAAAAGCCCCAGCCGUAGAGCACAGAUUGCGACGACUUAAAGCUAGCAAUUCCAAUUACCGUCACAAGAAAGAAGUUUUUCAAUCACCAGAUAGUUGGAGUUAG